Messenger RNA from Thelazia callipaeda (thelaziosis nematode), 1020 nucleotides. NCBI's taxonomy places the organism in Eukaryota, Metazoa, Nematoda, Chromadorea, Rhabditida, Thelaziidae. The record is from the annotation of a GenBank genome assembly.
AUGGCUUGCCAGUCUGGUAUCCGAGCAAAUGGCAAACUGCUUAGAUUUUUCAACGAGUGCAAGGCUGGUAAAGUGAGACUUGCGAAGAUCGUUGUUAAGAAUGGUAAAGAAUUGUCGGUCAAUUUUCAAGGGAAAGGUACGGCUAAUUGGCGUGCUGAUUUCAAACACUACUUGCCGGAUUGUAUUGACGCGUUUGAACCAUGCUACAUUCUCUUUCGAAUCGAUGAGCCAAAUAGAUGGAUUUUGAUGAGUUUUGCUGAUGAUCGUGCACCUGUUCGCGAGAAGAUGGUUUUUGCUGCUACUUGGGCGACAUUCAAAUCAGAAUUUGGACAAUCUAAUAUCAAGUACGAAUACCAUGUAACUGAUAAGAAGGAAAUGACACUAGAAGCAUUUGAGAAAUGGCUUGCAAUCAGAGAAGAUCCAGGACCUAUGUCUGAACUUGAGAAGGAGUUUUAUAAUGCUCAUAUAGAGCAAAAACUUGCUAUCCCUCCUUCUGUCAUCACUCAAACUGUUAGAGGUCUUUCCUUCCCAGUAGAUCAAGAUGCAGAGGAAGAGUUAAGGAAAUUAGCUGAACAAAAGGUGAAUUAUGUUCAGCUUGCUGUUGACACACUGAAUGAAGCUAUCAAAUUAGAGUCUUCAAAGAUGCUCACUUCAUCGGAGCAGCUGAAUGAGGUAAUACCAAAAGAAAAACCACGGUAUCAUUUCUAUUGUUUUGCACAUGAACACGAGAAUAAAACGCUGAAUACUUUAUUUUUUAUCUAUUCGAUGCCAUCUUCGGGUUGCACAAUUAAAGAGCGCAUGUUGUAUUCGAGUUGCAAACAACAUUUUUUACAGGCUGCCUUUUUAGCUGCUAAUCUUCGUCCAGAUAAAAAGAUAGAAAUUGAUAGCAAGGAACACUUGUCGUAUGAUAUUCUGAUGGAUUAUUCUCAUCCUACCUUCAGUAACAAAGAUAAAGGCUUUGCAAAACCACCAGGGCCACCUCAGAGAGGAACUCGACGUGUGACUAAAGCAGUCAGUUAA